AUGAAUAAACCUUAAUAACAUGAGAAGGGAUAAAAUUAAAAUGGCAAAGCAUGGUUGUAUGCCUUAGGAGGCUUAGCAAUUGGAGUUGUUGGAACAAUUUUUGGAAUGAAAGCCAUGAAUAAUGAAUAAUCUUAAACUAAUAGUUAAAGUAAAUCAAAUCCGGAGCCUUCAUAAAUCACUAGUGACGGUGAACAAUUCCUCGAGACUCUUUGUUGUCCAAUAACUGGAGAGUUAAUUGUUGAUGCAGCCUAACUUAGUACAUGUGGUCAUACUUUUGAAAAGUUUGUCUUAUUAGAAUGGUUAAAAAAAUCUAAGAAUUGCCCUUAAUGUCGAAAACCAGCUAGCGAAUAAGACAUUAUUAAGAAUUAUGCUUUACAAUAGGUCAUUGAUUAACAUAGAACAAAACAAUAAUGA
Molecule: messenger RNA, 414 nt
Organism: Paramecium tetraurelia
Lineage: Eukaryota; Ciliophora; Oligohymenophorea; Peniculida; Parameciidae
Exons: 2
Biological process (GO): DNA damage tolerance; protein monoubiquitination
Molecular function (GO): single-stranded DNA binding; zinc ion binding; ubiquitin protein ligase activity
Source: RefSeq, a predicted model, not a curated record